CCAAUUUCCAGGGUCGAAAAGAUAUCGCGUCUGGGCUGAACGUCAAAAUGAUGGCGUUUUGCGGCGUGUACCCAUAAUAGCGCCCGAAUCGCCGCUUAGCAUACUUUCACAGUUGCCUUUGGUUCCUCUCACCAUCACUAUCGCCAGGUCAGGAGGUUUCCUAAUCAUUGAGUCUCACCAUGGAUGCUAUCAUCUUCUUCCUCGCACUGCUGUUGCAAAUUGUCGCUUCGACCGACGUGUCGUCUUGCUCUUGCGGUUUCCUCGACUCUAAAACUGGUGCAGUCUGGACUGACGCACUGAUCACAUACGCAAACGAGACCGAAGAGUUACCCGGAGAGUCGUUAAUUGCUGAGGACUUCCAGAAUCCGUACGAGAAGAACUGGAACGCGCGUUACCGAGCAGGCGCGAAAUCGUCCAAUCUGGCUUUGUCGGAGUCGACGAGAUCAGGCUGGAAUGGCACAGCGUGGACGCUGAAGAUCGAUCCGCCCACCAAAGACCAUAUAGUGAUCGGAGCCUCUAUUAGGUCGAUUCGACGUGACAUCCAAUAUGGCACCUUUGAAGCCGCUCUGGGAGCACCCAAACCGGGCGUUGGUGGAAGCAUACUUUCCAUGCGGCUCGACUACAACGAAACACAGACGGUGAAUCUGAAUGUCAUGAAUGCAGAUGCUCCAAAGGAUGCAUGGACGUCGUUCAUGAUCUACGGAGAUUGGAGAGGCACUCGAUCCAAGGGCGUGAACUUCAGCGAUUUUGGCAACAACACCUAUUCCUUCCAGGGCUCCCCGUGGGGGUUUGUUCCGUACCGCAUCAACUGGGACAAUGCGUCGAACAUCGAUUUCUUCAUUGGCGAUGCGCUGGCGCGUUCAGUCCGCUCUAAGGGUGCUGCGAAGCCCCUUCCUGUGACACCGGCGACGUUCCGCAUCCAGCAUUCAUCCUUUGGGGACAUGUAUACUUCCGAGGGACCGCCGCCGAAUGGAUCAGAUGCGCGUGUAGGCAUGAUCAGGGCCUUCUUCAACACGUCCAGCAUGUCGCCAGAGGACCAUGCUGCAUUCGACAAGCGCUGUCACCUAGCGCCGGCCCCAACGUGUCUUGUCUCCGACACAUCACUUCGAGGGGCCUCCAACUUCUCGCUCCCAGCAUCCCGGCCGUGGAAGCCUAAAGCAGUCGACUACAAGAAGCGAUGGCCUGCUAUCUUCGUCGUGUCUGUUUCCGCUGCCAUUUCAACGAUCUUGCUGGCGCAUGCCACCUUCAAGCGGGCUCCAUGGAAGCAAAAACAAGCUGCAGGCAGCCUUGAUCCUCCAUCUGCACCAACUGCAAAUAACAGCGGGCGAACAUCAAAGGACCUGUCCACCACUCCUUCUUUCAUCUAUUCGGAACACGAUGCAUUGGCGCUUACCGCUCAGCUUCCUGGGGUUGGCACGCCAGGACAAGUGACGCCUGGUACCUCAACACCGCGCGCUUCUUUGCCCCCCGGCUCAUCACAUGGCUCCGCUCAGAUAUUCUGGGCAAGCUCACGCGACUCGCUGGAGAUCUGCAAGGUGAAUGGAAACAAGCAAGCUGGUGUUCAGGCAGUUGUGCCGUCUACUAGGAUUGGCAAAUACGACGAGAAGAAGCAAGUUGAGGUCACAGUCAAGGAGAUCCCCAACACAGUCCCCGCUGCCAACAACGCCUCCCUUGCCGAUGCAAAGCUGCCUAUCGCGGCGCCUAAGCAGCGUGUCGACUAUCUGGCAGGAUUGGUUGCGUUAGCAUCCGUACUCGUGACCUUGAUUCAUUUCGCCUUGACGUUUCUUCCAGCCACCGAGAUUCCGUACACCCAUGCUCACUAUGAAAGCGAAAUUUGGGCACUCAAAAUUGUAACGCCGUAUCUGUUGACCUUCAGCUGGAUUGGGCCCUUCUUUACCUCCUCAACCCGUUUCUUAAUCGCCAGCUACCUCAAGUCGGGCAACCUCAAGGGCGUCGCAGAAAAGACUGUCGGUCGAACACCCCGUCUGAUCAUCCCUUGUGCCGCCGUCGCAGCCCUCGAGUACUUUUGCAUGCAAGUGGGCGCAAUAAACUGGCUCGAAUACCUGCCGUCCGUGACUUGGUCGACAUGGCCAUACACUGCCGGUUAUGUGACAUUUGGUCACUUCAUUAGUGAAAUCCUUGAGUUGAUGUAUAUCAUUCCUAAUGCUGUCCCUCAGAUUACCUUCAACUAUUGCAUUGGCGUCCUCUGGACUAUCCCCGUCCAGCUGCAGAACUCUUGGCUGUCUCUUCUGGCUGUCAUAGUCAUCCGAGAAAUCAAGACGCCCUGGAAACGUAUGGGCUAUUACGCCUUUUGUAUCCUUAUGCACUACUACGCUAUGUCAUGGGGGACCUUCUUCUGGGUUGGUCUUCUCAUUGCCGAUCUGGACUUGACAUAUAAAUGGAAGGACUGGUUGUACAGCCGACCCUUUGUGUACUACCCUUUCCUCACUUUCAUUGCUCUUUUGGCUGUCGGAAGCCCCUCGAUUGACUUGGUUGGCAUGUGGAAAGCAAACUGGAACUUCAACACACUCGAGUUUGGUAUCCACCCUCACCAGCGCACUGGGCAUGCGGUACGCGAUACAUCUGACUACGGAUACCCCGCGUACUAUCUCCCACGCCUCACAGCUCUCACUUUCUCCAUCGGCUUCCACCUCCUGGUCGAGCUGUCUACUGUGGUGCAGAAAUUCUUCUCGAAUCGCCUUCUCAUGUGGCUUUUCCCACAUAUUCUUACGCUCUACCUCAUCCACGGUCUGGUAUUCUGGAGCCUUGGAGCCGCCAUCUGUGUCCACCUGGCAGCACACAACGUUCCCUACUGGGCUAAUAUGUUGAUUGUAGCCAUCUGCUCAUAUACUGUUAUUUUCGGGUGCCUACCAUUGCUGACACCUAUCCUGGAAGGCUUGGGCAAGAGCAUCACCCAGAAGAUUUGGCAGGACGCGAGCUCGAAGCCACCGUCAAGGAGGAAGACUCUGUACCCUUUUAGUCCGGAGAUGUUCGAGGGAAACGAGGUCGACGACGGGGCGAAAGACAGAGAUGUGGAGAGUCAGGCUGUCAAAGAGAAGAUGUAGCUAGGUUUUCGCAAACCCGAUCUGGACGUCAUGCAUCGCACUGGAGUAAUGUGGCCACUUAGUAAUAAUAGAUUCUUGUUCUAC
This is a messenger RNA of Paraphaeosphaeria sporulosa, 3149 nucleotides long. RefSeq lists its product as uncharacterized. Bases 180 to 3065 code for a protein of 961 amino acids. The transcript is spliced from 3 exons. Lineage: Eukaryota; Fungi; Ascomycota; Dothideomycetes; Pleosporales; Didymosphaeriaceae. The record is from RefSeq and is a predicted model, not a curated record.